UUUCAUAUGACACCGACGCAUUGAUUGGUCGAGGAAUUUCGCGGAUUCCCGAAGAGAAGUUCAAGAAAUCCAUUCAUUGAUCAUCGGAGAAAACCCUUGGAAUCCGUCCCAUCUGGUCAACGAAUCUCACCGUAAAAAGGCUCUGGUCUUCAGCUUCAGAAGCCAUGGAAGCAAAUCGGAGCAUAAGCAAAACGAUGCAAAGUGAUAUUUCUUAUUUUGAGAAAUUCAUUAACACUAACCCUAAUCAGAUUAACCAAAAGAAUUCAUGGGGUCUGACUAGCCUGAUGGUUGCUUGUCGACUGGGUGACACACGUCUAGUCAACAUGUUCAUAGGUGCUGGCGCCAAUUUGGACAUAAGUGACCGAUUCCAUAAUACAGCUUUACAUUAUGCUGUGAUCGGACAGCGAUGUGAUGUUGUGGCCCUCAUGCUCUCCAAGGGAGCCGAUGUCAACAUUCAGGAUGUCCAAGGCAACAACCCUCUCCAUCUGGCUCUAAAGAAGAAGGUCUCUCAAGAUAUAAUGGAAGCUUUACUCAUGACAGGAGGGAGACAUACCAUAAGGGUCAAUCAACGAAACGAACAUGGUUGCACACCUCUACAUCUGGCCUGUGACGGUGGAUAUACAGAUAUUGUUCGUCUGUUAUUGACAUCCAGGGCUGAUGUCAACACCGGUGAUAAUCUUGGCAACACACCUCUACACCUGUCCUGUGGUGGUGUAUACGCAGAUAUUGUUAAACUGUUAGUGGACGCUAGAGCUGAUGUCAAUAAGAGAGAUACUAAUGGUCACACACCUCUACAUUUGGCCUGUUACGGAGGACAGACGGAUAUCGUUUACUGUCUCCUAGGAGCUGGAGCUGAUGUGAAUGUAGUGAACAAUGUAAAUGGCGGAACACCUCUCCAUGAUGCAGUCCGAGGGCAAUGUCCUAAUGUGGUGGUAGCGAUACUGUUGCAGGAUCGAGUGAAUUUGGAUGUCAAGAACCACAACCAGAGAACCCCGUUUCUUUUGGCUGUCUCCGAGGGCCACCUCGGAAUCAUUCAUAUGUUGAUUGACCAUGAAGCAGAUAUAAACACCGUUGAUGCUGAUGAUAACAACUGCCUGCAUCUUGCCCUGGAGAAGGAGAUGUUCCGUUCUGCGGAUGAGUCCUUGGAAAUUUUAGAUGAGGGCUGCACUAAACUGUCUUUGAACGAGAAUGACAGGCUUUCCGGAAUAGCAGUCGCGUAUUAUUUAGCUCAUCAUGGAGCUAACUUUUACCACCAAAAUACCAAGAACGAAGUCCCACUGGACCGUAUUACGAACCCAGAUCUGAGAGAAAAAAUAAAAACAAUUUUCACCCCGCCAUUGCUGUGUAUGUUUUGUGAAAUUAACCAUCCCAUAGUAGAAUUCCAUCCCUGCGGCCAUACUUUGAUCUGUGAGACAUGUUGUUCAAAAGUUCCGCUUAGAAGUUGUCCUGAGUGUCGACUAAGGAUAACCAAAAAAUCUGGACGUGAUGGGUCCCAUGUGGAAGACCAGUUCACGUGUUCAAUAUGCAUGGAGCGUCCAUGGAACAUGGUAUUUGAAUGUGGCCAUACCACUUGUAAAGAAUGUGGAGGACAACUCACUCAGUGCCAUUUGUGUAGGAAACUAAUUGAGAGAAAGAUAAUUAUUAAAUGUUAAUUAAACCG
This is a messenger RNA of Octopus sinensis (East Asian common octopus), 1660 nucleotides long. RefSeq names its product E3 ubiquitin-protein ligase MIB2. The transcript is spliced from 10 exons. The record is from RefSeq and is a predicted model, not a curated record. Gene Ontology annotation, cellular component: cytoplasm. Lineage: Eukaryota; Metazoa; Mollusca; Cephalopoda; Octopoda; Octopodidae. Bases 165 to 1652 code for a protein of 495 amino acids. Gene Ontology annotation, biological process: protein ubiquitination. Gene Ontology annotation, molecular function: ubiquitin-protein transferase activity; protein binding.